UUUGCAGAAUUGACGAAAUGUGAUAAACGUAUUUCGUUUUAAAUGCGCACUUUGUCAAACACCUCAACUUCCUGUGCGUUGGAUGGACGAGACGCAUGCUGAAGAAAUACUAACAUCGGGGUUUUAGUGCAGCAAAUAUGCCCAAGUAUUAUUGUGACUACUGUGACACCUACCUGACCCAUGACUCGCCCUCUGUGAGGAAGACCCAUUGCAAUGGUCGAAAACACAAGGAAAAUGUGAGGUUAUUUUAUCAGAAGUGGCUGGAAGAGCAGGUGCAGAAGCUGGUGGAUGACACAACUGCGGCAUACAAGGCAGGGAAGAUCUCCAACAACCCCUUCGGCAGUGGGGGUGGCCCAGGAGGGCAGGGCGCCAUGGUUCCCCCACCGGCCAACCUUGGAGGUAAGGGAGGCCCCCCUGGUCCCGGUGGGCCGAUGGGAGGAGUACCCCCAGGCAUGCCGCUGAUGGGACACCCCCAUGGGGGACCAAUGCCACCUAUGAUGCCAGGAAUGCGACCUCCAAUGGGACCUCCGAUGGGCCCCCCAAUGCACCCGAUGAUGUCAGUAGGCAUGAGGCCACCGUUAGUGGCAGGACCUCCACCCAACAAGAUGCCCAGGAAGUGAGGCCUUGGCUGGGUUGGUACAAAAACAGAAUGAUGAAAUAUUUUACAGUCACAGAGGAUGAUGCCAUUGUUAUUCUGGACAUGUUGACAAUGAUUGUGACUAGCUCGCUGCGACCACAACAACUGGAGUUUGUGAAAGUUGAAUCAUGUGUUUUAAUGAUAUUUUUUCAAGUAAGACCACUCAAGUGAACAGUUGCUAUGCCUAUUCAGCUAAGGUGUGGGUCAGUCAGGUAUUGUGUCGGGUCAAUGAAUAAGAUAUCAUCUCCUCAUUAUAAAGAAUCUGUAUGUCACUUUAGUUUGGUAUUUGAUGACUGAAGACAUACCGAGAUAGAACUCAUAGCCUAUUUUCCAAAUCUGUCAUAUAAACAAACAAGUUGGGGAUGUUGAAUAUUUUUUAUUGAUGUUCUUUUGUAGUGAAGACUAAGCACAAAAUUUCAUAAUAUCCCCCAAAAUAUUCAUGAUCCCUGAUCUUUUAGGAAAGAGCCUCUGCUUGUGGAUUUGAAUUUUUUGAUAAUCCCAACCAUGAUCCUUGUGUUUUUGUAGUACCUAAAUAUGAGUGACUUGCAUUGGUUUGGGCUUUCCUCCAACAUUAGCCGUCAAGUCAUGAUAUAACUGUUCCUCUGUUGUUAAUCGUCACUUCCAUGGAGGCAUGAGUGUGUUCACACAAACAACUGUACAUUUAUUCAGUAUCACAUUGUUAAAUAUUCCAGUCCAAGAAUCUGAAUUGAGCAUAUUGUUCUGAUGUACAUUAUAUGGUAAGUUAGGAUAAGAAUCUGUUUGUAUGUUUUGUGUAUUUUAGAACUCAUCUUAACAUGUUUUUUUAAAAGCUGGCCACUCUGCCUCAUGAUUGGAUGUUGUGUUUUGGACAAGCAUCCAGGGGACUUUUUAAUGCAGUACAUCCAGGUUUCUUCAUUGUAUGUUGCAUCAUGACAUGUUUCAACUUCACGUCAGAAUUAAAUUUACAUUUAUCAUGA
Messenger RNA from Haliotis rufescens (red abalone), 1593 nucleotides. Its product is annotated as U1 small nuclear ribonucleoprotein C-like. The record is from RefSeq and is a predicted model, not a curated record. Gene Ontology annotation, cellular component: U1 snRNP; nucleus. Lineage: Eukaryota; Metazoa; Mollusca; Gastropoda; Lepetellida; Haliotidae. Gene Ontology annotation, biological process: mRNA splicing, via spliceosome; mRNA 5'-splice site recognition; spliceosomal snRNP assembly. The transcript has 6 exons. Bases 138 to 620 code for a protein of 160 amino acids. Gene Ontology annotation, molecular function: zinc ion binding; pre-mRNA 5'-splice site binding.